Molecule: messenger RNA, 2653 nt
Organism: Fomitopsis serialis
Lineage: Eukaryota; Fungi; Basidiomycota; Agaricomycetes; Polyporales; Fomitopsidaceae
Exons: 5
Coding region: 197-2653 (818 amino acids)
Biological process (GO): regulation of DNA-templated transcription
Molecular function (GO): sequence-specific DNA binding; zinc ion binding
Source: RefSeq, a predicted model, not a curated record
CGCCACAGAGGCCGCUGCCCCUGUGUGCCCCCUUCUUGUUCUCAACAACGACGGCAGCCACGCCCCUCGCCCUCUUCUUUCUCCUCCCACCCAUUCCUCGCAGCCAGCCAGCCUCGCUGGCGCCCUACUCUACUCCGUUGGUUUAAGCCCGCCGCAGCCGUACCCUACGUCUCCCCUAGUCCUCGUACCCUAUACCAUGAGCUUUCUCACUUCUUCCCAGCGGAACUACGACGGCCUUUCCCACUCGGACGUCGCGCAGCUCCCGCCCAUACACAGCUCCGUUUCGAGGAUCCCAAUGCAUCCACUUUCGUCAUUCGACAACCUCCCGCCAGUCACCCAGCUUCCACCGCUGGCCUCAGCACCCCCAACGCCGAGUAACGCCGUGCCUCCGUCACCGGUCCUAGAUCGUCCAGUCUCUCUGCCAAAGCUUGGGCAGACACGCUGCUACUGGUGCCUCCUCACCCCAGACCUCCAAUUUAUCUAUCUCGAUCCCGUUCUCGCCCAUCACCUGGGAGAACAGGCCGACCUCUUAGUAGGCAAGUCGCUUCUGGCCUACGUCCACCCGGACGAGCAGGCCUCCGCAAAGCUUGACUUGGGGAGUGUGUUGGAGAGUCGGACACUGCAUGGGAGCGUCACCCGAGUACGCUAUUCUCGCCUCUCGCGUGUACGCAGGCAGCUGGGUUACCAAGGGCCUACACAUGAGUUCGCAGACGCAGACAAGGUCUCCGUGGAUACGAACUACAUGGCUGUGGACCUCGUCAUCAACUGGGCGUCCGACGGGCUCGUGUUGUGCUUCAUGCAUGCGGUCGUGGACCUCUCGCCUCGCGAUAACGACGAGCACAACAAGACGCCUUGGACCAACUGGUGUGGCACACCGUACAUGAACACUGAGCAGGUCCAGAUUUUGUAUCAGCGCCUGCUUGCUGUCGUGCCGCAGCCGCUCUCCAUGAGCCGGGUGUUUCAGAUCCUGCUUAACCUGCCGGAACGUUCGUUGUACAUGAGCUGGCCCCCUGAACACCAGGAGCCCGGUGGGCCGACUUCCAAGGACUUCGCGCGGCUAGCGCAGGACGUUCAAAUAAGUAACGCCGUUUCCAGUGGGACGGACGCCAAGACGAGCUGUACCAGACGGUACAAGGCACACCAAACGAUGCACUUCGGAGGAGACAAUAGCAAGGAAGUCGAGAGCAUCUUCAUCCCGCACGGUAUGUCCACCAACUCUAGUUCCACUCGAACAACGGCUGACCGGACGGGGUCAGGUUCUAUCAUCUUCGCUUGCCACAAAGUGCACCCGAGCACUCGCGACCUCAAUCCCAAUGACGCUGCAUCCCAGUCUCAGCACUACGCUAACCACCCAUACCAAGACCCGGCUCAUCCUUCAUACAACCUGCCGCACCUACCCGCUCAGUACCCUAGUAAUAUGUCUUCCACGCAUUAUCCGCCUUCGCACUAUGCAAGCAACAACUGGUCGCACCCUCCUGAAUCGUCAAGCUCGCAAACUCAUUACCAAUGGGACCCUCAAGGCAACUCUCUCUCGUCGGCGCCGUCGGUCAGCAGCAUGCGUUCUUCGUCCUACCAUCAACCUCCCCCGCCCCAGCAGCAUCAAUGGCCUUCCCAGCCGCCGUACCUAGAUGCCCAUCCGGGUGCCCCGCCUUACAGCCCACAAGGGGCACCCUCCGGAUCGUCGUAUUCGGCACCGCCAUCACAUGACGAGGCCCCACCUUCUCCCGGUAGUGACACUGUGCCUCCCUCAAGGGUCACUCACAGGCGAGGGUCGAACAACUCGAGGGAGCAGUACGGGAACGGUGGACGCAGCACAGGGAACCCGCCCAUGGGCGUCCCGCGGUGCUCGAGCUGCAAGGUGACCCAGAGCCCGGAGUGGCGGAAGGGCCCCAGCGGCAAGAAGGACCUCUGCAACGCAUGUGGACUGAGGUAUGCACGAUCACGCGCGAAGAAGGAAGGCGGGCCCUCGCAGCAGUCACGCCGCCGCAAGGACCGGGUAUUCAAUUCGAUGCAGAAGGAUCACUCGCCGUCCGGUUCGCCGGGCCCCUACUACGACGAUGCAUCGUUCGGAUCGGCGUCGUCGAACGGCUCGCCUGGCGCGCCUGACUUGUACGCCCCAACGGCGCACGCUGGGCCGAGCUUCAAGGGCCCCAUGUCGCCCUCGCCCUCGCCCUCGCCAGGCGGUGGCAUGCAGCAUCACCCGCAUCAGCCAUACAUGCCGUACCCGCACCCGCAUCAGGGCGCCCCGCAUCCACUCUUGCAUGCCCCGCAAAACGCGCACGCUGACGCGCCUGGACGCUACUCGAACAGCUUCUAUUCAGUGCCGCCGCCUGCACCGCCGCACCCGCACCCGCACCAGCAGCCGUCGCUGCAUCACAUGUCGAGCCACAGCAGUCUUCACAGCAAUGGAAGCUACUCGCAGCCUCUCGCGGGCCCCGGUCAGCCGCCGCGCCUGGACCCCAUCGUGCCGGUUCCAUACAGCGCGGGUGGAAGGAUGUCCCCGUCGCCCAUAGGCGGUUCGCCACUCAGCACUAGCUUCUCCAGCGCGAGCUACGAGCGGGAGAGGCCGAUGAAGAUGCAAGACGACCGUGAAGGGCUGCCUCCGAGCCCUGUCAGCGCAGACCCGAGGAACAGGAGGUCGCCGUAUAAGUGA